Molecule: messenger RNA, 497 nt
Organism: Cherax quadricarinatus
Lineage: Eukaryota; Metazoa; Arthropoda; Malacostraca; Decapoda; Parastacidae
Source: RefSeq, a predicted model, not a curated record
GGCUUCCUCAGGAAGACUGGCCACUGUUUAAGACAGAGAGUCAGAAGACUUUAGUACUGGGGGAGGAUGGCUCCUUCUACCACGAGAGAUUUGCCAACCCUGAACGAACACAGAUGCUGUACAACAUCCAUGCCUAUCAUCAUCAUGACAUCCUUAAAAAGAUGGCCCAGGAGGAGGAAGCACUUCAUGAUGAACUAUAAAAAUAAUACUAUAUAAUGUAUAAUAAUAUAAUUUAUUUUUAAAAUGCAGUAUUCAAGAACGUCAAAAUAAUUUCCUUGUUUGUUUUUGUAUAUGGUACUGUUUAAUGCUUUAAUAAUAGUGUUCCUUUAUUGAUUUGUCUAUCUCUGUUGCAUUAACUUAUUGAAGGGGAAGGGCAACAGCCUCAAUGUAAAAAACUAAAUACUGUAAUUUAAUGACAGGACUUUGGGAUACUAUGUCACUGAGGCAGUAAGGAGAGCUGUGAUACGAAAGGAUAUUAUUGGCCACAGAGCUAGUGU